Messenger RNA from Sphaerodactylus townsendi, 2131 nucleotides. It is a transcript of the gene LG01H6orf118, whose product is annotated as linkage group 01 C6orf118 homolog. The record is from RefSeq and is a predicted model, not a curated record. The transcript is spliced from 10 exons. NCBI's taxonomy places the organism in Eukaryota, Metazoa, Chordata, Lepidosauria, Squamata, Sphaerodactylidae. Bases 103 to 1593 code for a protein of 496 amino acids.
GGAACUCAGAAUGUUUGACUGGUCUCCUCGGUAACCAACCAACCUAAAGGCAGCAGUUAUGCUGAAUAGUUUGUGGAGCUUGUUAAAUUGAUUAGUAUAUACAUGGCAGAAAGGAAACAGAAGAAAGAUCUUUCAGACCUAAUAGAUGGAGUGGAAAAGGACCACAAAGCUGACAUUAAGCUUUAUAUCUCAGGUCAUCUCAAUCCUAGUAAGCUUUACAACCCCCCCAUAAAGGACCGCAUCUGGGCAAGUAGCAAAAAAUCAGCAUACAUCAUUCCAAAAAGAACCCAAUUUGCAACACCUGGAAUAUUCAAUGUGGUAACUGGAAUGACAAAGGUUACUUUGGCCAACUGCGUUGAUGAUGCCACAGCAGCUCCCAUCCGAGCCAGAUCUGCGGCUCAUUCGUAUCGUCAACCUCAAGUAUCCCAGGCCAGCUCUGGCACUCUAGUAAGUGUUUCUCUCAGUCGUCCUUCCUGGGAAAUGCAAAGAGAGAAAACAGCUAGGACAAUGGAUGAGGAAGCUGGUAUACUUCCGAAGCAGCUUAUCAGAGAAGAGUUAGAUGUUCCAGAGCUGAAAAUGUUGAAAUAUAAACCAACUAUGAACAGUCGGCUUUGUGUCACAGAGGGGACCAAAGAUGAAUACCAGUUCAUUCCAUCCUACUUGGCUGGUGUGACCAAAACAGAUCAGUUUCAUAGAUUCAUGCAAUUUCAGAAAAAAAUUAUUGUCAAGAAAGAUUUGCUAGAAAAUGAUUUCAUUGGGCGCAAAGCAGCAGAACAUCAUGAAAAGAAGCUGGCACAAGCACUCCGGAAUAUUUGUGAUUGCACUCGUCCCCACUUCAACCGCUUGCAAGCUAUUGGUGAUGUGUUUGAAGAUAUUUGUAACAGCUCUUUGAUCUUUGGUGACAUUCUGAAAGAAGUGAAGAAUGAAUAUGAGCUUUACAUAGUGAUCCUGCUGGAUUCUCUGCCUACACUGCAAUACAGGACCUUGCAGAAUGAAAUAAAAGGUAUGGAGAAGAGGGCAGUGAAGACUCAUGAUAUUGUGGAGGCCAGGCAUCAACUCCAGGAUCUUGUACAGAAGUCCAAAAAAGUCUUAGAAAGAAACAAAGAACUCAGAAAUGAGUUAGAAAUUGAACUGUGGGUGAGUCAGUCUGUCUCAGAAAAGUCAGAAUCAUCUAAACGUGAAGAAUCACCAAAAGAGGAGGCACCUCUUUCCAUCAGUGAGCACUUUGAAUCUCUGAGGGUACAAAUUCUCACCAAGUGGGAGGAGAUUCAACUAAUGGAAAAAGAAAUUAAAGACACUAUGUCUUCUGCUGGCAUUGCUAGCAUCAGAGAGAAAACUGUUAAAGAAUUACAGAAUGAAGCAGCGAAGCUUGAGGCAUCUAACAAGUUUCUAAGAAAGCAAAUAAAGGAAGUUGAACACAGUCUAAGAGAUUCAUUAAGGAAGCAGAAGUUCACUCCACAGAAUCAGGAGAGUUUUUGGGACAUGAUGAACAGUUUCUUGUCACUUCCAGCAAGUGAAGAAAGUACAGAAAGUGACGAAGGGUCAUAUGAACAGCUGAGUUCCUCUUCAACGUUAGAUGCUAUUUCCUUAUAGAAGCAUGAAAGCAAUGACAUCUCAGAAUCUGUGUCUUUUUAUGUUACUUGACAAAUGAGAAGUCUCAACUUUUUCUAAUGUAGAUCUGUAUCAUGGCUCUAGAAUGAUGUUCCCAUUUGCAAUGUUUAGCAGUGUUAAUGAGGGCUAGUAAUUUUGACUGGGAUUGUGCCAUUGUAUCAGCAAGUGAUUGAAAAGUUUAAUUACUUCUUUUUAUCUGAGAAUAAAAUUUCAGGUAGCCUGAAUAUGUUGCUUAUAGUAAAAUAUGAAUUGUUUCCUGUUUCAAACACAAUUAAACUCAUAGCAAUUUCACAAUGUCUUCAGUUAGAGCAGAUGCUUGAAUUUCAAAGUAUUUUCUUGAUAUAAAAGUACACAGAUUUAUUCCUGAAGAUGUCAUUAAAUGUCACAUUAAAACAGUAUUGGUAUUUCCUUUGUCUGCAUAAUUAAGACCUUACACUAAUGUCUAUUUCCAGUUUUCUAUUUUCUAUUUUCCAGACCUUCUAAUGUCUAUUUCCAGUUUUCUGCAGGAUCAGAACGAUGC